Messenger RNA from Pseudomyrmex gracilis, 3350 nucleotides. Its product is annotated as CAS1 domain-containing protein 1. The record is from RefSeq and is a predicted model, not a curated record. The transcript has 13 exons. Bases 470 to 2854 code for a protein of 794 amino acids. NCBI's taxonomy places the organism in Eukaryota, Metazoa, Arthropoda, Insecta, Hymenoptera, Formicidae.
GAAUUGACUAAUCGCAUCAGUUCUUUAAUAGACCUGACCAAUAAUGUUCGACACGUCGACUGUGGUAGCUUUAAUCGAUAUAAUGGCACAGAAAUAUCGAGAUCAUAUUUUGUAAUGUUCUUAUCAGAUCAUCAGAUUGAGAUCGAAUUAGAAUUUCGACUAAUCGAAACAAAAAAAAAUUAAUUUCAAAUUUACCGAACUUGGAUCUGAUUGGGUGAAUUUCGAUCUCUAAUUCUAAUCCGAUACGGGCUUUAGCAAAAAUCCUGGCCUGUGAUAUAGCCUUAAUACAGAUCCGAAGAAACACGAAACUAGCCGAAGUGAAUAUAUUCUUCUUUAUCUUAUCGGAAACAGACCCAGAUUAUUUAUGUGCAUAUAUAAGCUGCAUAUAAUAACUGCAAUCAAGCUGUGUUUGAAAAUUUACUGUCAACAUUGAAAAUCCAUAUGUCAAUGUAAAGAUUAUUUAUUCUUCAUGACAUCAGCAGAACAUUUUAUCAGUCUUAUAACAGUAGCAAGUGCAAAGAAAUUAGCUACUGCACUUGUUAUCUGUUUUAUUGUAUACCAUGGAGUCAUACAUCUUAUUUAUGGUAGUGAUUCGUGCAAAUGGUUAUUGAUGGAAGGCAGAUAUAAAGGAGAUAAAGAAUGGCAACCAUACGGAUGCAUGAUGCAUCAUUAUACACAAACAGACAGCAGAAGAUGUAUGAGAUAUCUAGCUUUCAUGGGCCACCAUAAUCAUUUUGUAUUCACUGGCGAUGCUAGAAUAAGACAAUUAUAUAAAUCUUUUGUUUCACAAUUUAUGGUUGAUGGCAAAGCCUCAGAUCUCACGGAGUUGCCGGAAAAUUCCGACUUGGGGUUCAAUGAUGGGCAGCUGAAGUUAAAUGUACAGUUUUUAUGGAGACCGCGAAUUGAUAAUUCUAUGAUAGCUGAUCUCAGAGGCUGGAUGAAUACAGAUGCGCCUAGUGUUAUUGUCGCAGGUUCCGCUGCAGCUGCAAUUCUUGCAAACAAUAACAGUGAUACACAGCUUUAUUCUGAAUAUAAUACGGGUUUAAUUCGACUGGUACAGCCAAUAGACAUUCUGACUAAGAAAGGAUCUCAGUUUCUGUGGGUCGUACAGGAUCCUGUGCUUAAAGAAAGACUGCCUGCACAAUUAUCAAGUUUAGACAACAAGCAGAUCAAUUUGUGCAACAAAGCCGCUGAAAAAAUAUUGUCUCACAGUGAGGCUCGUAUAUGGCAAAGCAGCAGAUUGGUCGGCACAGGAGUUCUCGAACAAAGUCCGGAUGGUUAUUUGGCGAGUCCGUUGUCGCUGCGACAUAAAGUUCAAAUACUUUUGAAUACAUAUUGCAAUGAUCACAUGAACUUCGAUGACGGCAGUUGUUGCAGUUAUCCCGAACCGGCAACUACUCUGCAACUGUUAAGUUUGUCCGCGCUUGCAUUAUUUAUAACAAUAGGAGGAAGUGUAUGGUUGUACAGAAAAUCAUGCAGAUAUCGGCCUGAAGCGUCUUAUUCUCAUGUUACUACUGAAGAAACAGAAGAUACAGAGGAAGGAGGUAUUUCAGAGAUCGUUCAAGUCAAACAACCUGAAGUACAAGAUUUUUAUACUCUUAUUACAUCACUAGCUCUCUUCUCAAUUAUAUUAGCAUAUUUUUAUUUGUGCGACAGAACAAAUUUCUUCAUGAAAGAAAACAAAUAUUACAGCGAAUUCAGUUUUUGGUUGCCGCUUGGAUAUAUCUUAGCUCUCGGAUUAUUUUUUACUGAAGAUCGCGAAAGAGGGCCGAGGACAUUAAAUAGAGAGCAAACAGAUGAAUGGAGAGGUUUGAUGCAAGCGGUUGUGCUCAUAUAUCAUGUUACGGGUGCCAAGAAUGUCUUACCGAUUUACAUGUACUUAAGAUUAAUUAACUCUGCUUACUUAUUUCUAUCUGGUUAUGGACACUUUUGUUACUUUUGGCAAACUGGUGAUGUGUCUCUUGUCAGAUUUGCCAGAGUCAUGUUCAGAUUAAAUUUGUUAACGGUGUCUUUAUGUCUUUGUAUGAACAGGCCAUAUCAAUUCUAUCACUUUGUCCCAUUGGUGUCGUUCUGGUUUCUAGUGAUUUAUUUUCUAGCCUGGUUACCGCCUCGAAUAUAUUCCGGAAGUUUGGCGGAAUACGGUCCAAGAGCUUUGCUAUAUUUCGCUCUAAAACUUUUGGGCCUCACCUCGAUAAUUACUAUAUUAUAUAUGUCAGAGGUCUUCUUUGAGAAAGUUUUUGUCACGAGACCUUGGAAGGCGUUAUUCGUGACGACUGACGAUGAUAUUCGCGAAUGGUGGUCACGUUGGAGAGUCGACAGAUACAGUGUAGCUUGGGGUUUAACGUUUGGCGCUGGUCUCGUCGCUCUUCAGAGACUAGACCAUAUUCCAGGGACAGCGUUGUCCUCAUUGCUGGCCUUGCUUUCCUUAAUAGCAUAUACCACUUUUACAAUAUUGUGUCAUUCUGUAUCAGAGUGCGAAGAAAUUCAUUCAUAUGUCGCUUUUAUUCCGAUUGUAGGAUAUAUCGCUUUGCGUAAUGCUUCUUUAGCACUACGUGGAAAACAUUCCGCACUUUUAGCCGGAUUGGGCAGAAUAAGCUUGGAAACGUUAGUUGCACAGGGCCAUAUCUGGCUAGCAGCAGAUUCACAUGGAGUGCUUGUCCUAUUACCUAGAUUUCCAGUAUUGAACCUGUUGGUUUCAUCGUUCAUUUUCAUCUGUGCCAGUCAUGAAAUUCAUAGGUUAACACGUGUUUUGGCACCAUAUGCGGUACCUAAUGACUGGAAGCUAGUGGCUCGUAAUCUGCUACUAUUUAUAGCUGUGCUAGUACCUAUUGGCAUUCAUGACGGAAUGUUUUAAACUUCUUGGAAGCACCAGUUUUAUAAAAGUAAAAUUUUUAACAGACAGUAUUAAUAGAAACUGUAAAAAGUUUCAUAUUAUAUGUAUAGUCCAAUUGGAGAGUUUAUGUUUAGAUAGAACAAAAGAGAUAUACACGCUUUCUUAUGAUAAAAAUGACGAAAAAAUAAGAAAGUCGCAUAUAUCAAUUAUAGAAUUAUAGAAUUAUCUUAAAAAAGCUUGUUUUUGUCUAUUUAUUUGUAUAUUAGUAACUUAUAAUUUAUAUACAUUUACAAUUUAAAUAAAUUAUAAAACAUCCUACUAUAUACAUGUACAGUAAAUAAAUUACUCAAUUGAAAAGAUUAAUGAGAUAAAUAUGUCACCGCAGAUUAUGAAACUUUUAUCUUGACAAAGAAGGUCCUAAUUGUUAUUUAAAUCCUAAAUUAUGUACUUCAGCAAAUUUACACAUGUUUUGUGCAAAGACAUUUGUUCUAGUAAUAAAGUUAUACAUAUGUGUCAA